This is a messenger RNA of Fukomys damarensis (Damara mole-rat), 2068 nucleotides long. RefSeq names its product chromosome unknown C8orf58 homolog (gene CUNH8orf58). NCBI's taxonomy places the organism in Eukaryota, Metazoa, Chordata, Mammalia, Rodentia, Bathyergidae. The record is from RefSeq and is a predicted model, not a curated record.
AUGAGGACACAGACAGAUACUGUACAGCGCUUUUCUCGCUUCCCUGAAGAUGAUGGGCAAGUGGCAGCAACCAAGCUGGCAAGAAUGACACAAUGCAAUGUGGCAGGGAGUGCUGAGGGCUACCUUGGAACACGAGCAGUGGCCGUGUGUGGAAAGGACGGCCAGCUCACUCUCCUUGUAGAUAGGGCUGGCGAGGCCCUGGCACAUGGCUGCAUCGUGCCUGGGGUCACCAGCACCUGUAGACGGAUCCUGGACACGGAAGAUGGGGGCACACCGCACCUCCCAGAGGGAGGGGGUGAACCAAGGACUCUUCAGAGGCAGGUGCCACCUCCCACACUGGCCUCCUGGGACUCAGGGGUGGAGAUGGUGGCAGGGGACAGCUCCCUGGCUGCCUUCCCAGGACUUUCUCAGGACUCUCUGAACAUGGAGCCCAUGGGGAGCCCCGAGCCCCAAGCCCUUGCUGCCCCAGAGCCCCCCAGUCAGUUGGGCCAGCUGCUGGCCAGCCGGAAGCUGGAGCAGGCUCUGGAGCAGUCCCAGGGGCGUGCCCACUUGUCCACACAGCACUGUGCCUGCCAGCAGCGCCGUGGAGCAGGCCUGGAUGUGUGCUGGCAGCAGAAGCCGAGCUGGAGGGCGGGCCCGGAGGAAGCAGAGGUGGUAGCAGCCGUGGUGCCCAGAGCCUGGGCCUGCCUCCCUGGACAGGGGCUUCGCUACCUGGAGCACCUGUGCCUGGUGCUGGAGCAGAUGGCAAGACUGCAGCAGCUGUACUUGGAGCUUCGGACCCAGAGCCCCCCAGCAUUCCUGGAUCUGGAAGAGGAGGAGCCGGUCCUAGACCCAUUACCUUCCCUUCCACCUGCCCCAGGUAGUGGGGUGCAGGGGUCAGAGGAGCUGCUAAGCCUGACAGAGGAGACAGGGUUAGAGGCAGCUUCAUGCUCAGAGGUCAGGGUGCUCAGUGUCAACCCGCCCAGGCUGCCAGAAGUCCCAGUGGAACUGGCUGAUAGCUUUCCACCCUCCCAGGGACGCAAGGAUCUCUCCCACUGGAAAGUCAAGGUCCUGCUCAAUUGGACCCACUGGAGGAGUCCUGGACACCUUAAGUCCCUUGUCUCUCCUGAUGGUUCUGGCCCCAGAAUUGAGUCCAGGACCCUCUCUGAAAGCUCUCAGUGCCACCCCCACCGGAACACUUUUAUGCCAUCAUUAGUAGUUAAGAAGCAACGAGCAAAAAUACUUUCUAUAUGCUGAGGCCCUUUGAUGCAGCUGGAGGUCCUGGCAGAGGGGCUUUGCCGUGGACCCUUCCUCACCCUUUCCCCUGUUGCUUCCUCUGCACUGCCAGGAAAAGCUACUGAUGCUUGCCCUUCUCCAAAGCAAAGACUGAGUCUUUCUCCUCUGAGCACUGUGGCAGAGGAGCCCCAAUUCCCAGAGAGGUUCCAAGGUAUGGCAGCUCCAGAGCUCCUCCUCGCCAGAAGUCCUUGGGCCCACACAAUGUAAACUAAUUUAUUAUCAGAGUCCAUGUGUUUGGCAUGGUGAUGGCCCAGCAUGGAGCAGAUGUGUGUUUAUGUGUGGUGAUACAUCUGUGUGAGGCUGUCAAGAUCAGUAACUGGCUGGAUUCAACUAUACCUGCUGGAAUCAUGAAUCUAAAGGGUUGGUCUUUGAGAUAACUAUGCAAGGAUGGAGUUGGCCUUCAAUCCACACAGGAAAGUUACUGAUCUGGAUUCCUGCUUUCCUCCUGCCUGAAUUGGCAUCCUCAGGACAAAGAAGAGUGCUGUCUUGGCUGCCUCUGUAUUAGAGUCUUGCACUUGGAGCUCCUGAAGACUGUAUGAGGAACAGGGAGGAUGGGGGACAAUGUGGGGAGCAACAAAAUAACCUUCAGGGUCAAUUCUCAGCUGCUCUGCUGUGCAACAGCUUUUACACAUCAGAGCUGACACUGGAGCUAAUACUACGCAGCUAGUGGUUAGACCUUGACAGAGUCUGAACUUCUGAGCCAUAGCUUCCCCAUGGGCAUAAUGAUGCCUGCCUUACCUACCUCACAAGCUUGUUACGAGGAAAAAAUGAGAUUAAACUGUCUCCAAAUGUG